This is a messenger RNA of Ruditapes philippinarum (Manila clam), 3051 nucleotides long. RefSeq names its product solute carrier family 13 member 2-like. Gene Ontology annotation, molecular function: transmembrane transporter activity. Gene Ontology annotation, cellular component: membrane. The record is from RefSeq and is a predicted model, not a curated record. Bases 256 to 2022 code for a protein of 588 amino acids. Gene Ontology annotation, biological process: monoatomic anion transmembrane transport. Lineage: Eukaryota; Metazoa; Mollusca; Bivalvia; Venerida; Veneridae. The transcript is spliced from 14 exons.
ACCUUACACAUUAGGCACAAACUUUGUUAUACUUACAGUUUAUUUUAAAUGAUUGCAGAUUCGCCUUUUGAAAGGAUAUUGUAAACAUCUGAACUUUUAUAUCAGUCAAACUUUGCUGGUCGUGAAAAUUGAUAUCCGUUUUACUUGUGGUUUAAUUGAUGAAAAAAAAACAAAAACAACACGUACACAAACUUAAAUUUUGCAUGGAAUAAACACUGGAUUAUAAGAUUGGUCUAGAUUUCUGCGAGGAUUAAGAUGGGUUUACUUAAUCAUAUUUGGACAUUAAAGCCAAUAUUGGUGACAAUUAUAGCGUUUAUUGCGCCAAUAGUUCUUCUUGUGGAUUACUCUGAAGAUUUUGAAGUGCAAUCAAAAUGUGCCUACGUAAUUGUCGUCAUGGCGAUACUGUGGCUCACCGAGGCAAUUCCUAUACCAGUAACAUCUUUGAUGCCGAUCUUUCUGUUUCCGUUGCUUGGGGUUGCAAAGGCCAAGGACAUAAGCUCGGCAUACGUCACGGAUACAACUAUGUUGUUUUUUGGCGGCCUGAUCAUUGCAGUGGCUCUAGAAGAGACGGGAUUACACACUCGCAUAUCUUUGUGUGUGAUGAUGCUCGUCGGAGCGCAACCUAUAUUUCUGAUGGCGGGUUUGAUGGUGACCACGUGGUUCCUGUCAAUGUGGAUCAGUAAUACAGCAGCGACCUCUAUGAUGAUUCCUAUAAUUACGGCUGUGAUAAAAACCGUAAGCGAAGUACGGACAAAAACGUUAUACACGGCAGAUAAUCCAGCAUUUAAAGAUGACGAUUCUGAAAAUGGUGUCCCAAAAGACAAAAUUGAUGUCAGCAGUAACGGCGACGUGAUGCCAGAAUCAGAAAGUAAUAAAAACUCAUACAAAGUAAGUGAUAAAGACAUAGAGGCAGAGCUUCCUGAAGAGAUGGACGAUGAAAUGAAAAGAUAUGCUAAAGCAUUCGCUCUUUGUGUUGCUUACGGCGCUAAUAUUGGAGGUAUUGCCACACUGACUGGAACACCACCAAAUCUUGUCUUGAAGGAGAACGCCGAUGAACUAUACUCGGAAGCAGGAUAUAAAGGAGAAUCCGAAAUAUCUUUUGCAAAAUGGAUGGGCUUUGCAUUUCCCUUAUCUCUGUUGACGGCAGUGAUUGGUUGGUUGUGGCUUAUUUUAUGCUUUAUUCGAUGCGGAUGUUGUAAAAAGAUGGACCCUGAACAGAAGAAGGCUGUGAACGCCACCAUUAGAGCUCAGUUUAAAAGCCUUGGUUUCUUGACUCUGGCCGAGCUCCAAGUUUUGAUUGUCUUCAUUAUUCUGGUGAUCUUAUGGUUGUUUCGUAAUCCACCUAACAUUGACGGAUGGGGUGAUAUCAGCGCAUUUAAACCCGGAUAUGUGUCAGACUCGACUCCGUGCAUGCUCUUAAGUGUUCUGUUGUUUCUAUUACCAAGGGAAGUUCCACAAAUAUUCUGUUUAUUAAAAGAAGGACUCCCUUCCUAUAAACCGAUAUUGACAUGGCAAGCAGUUAGUGCUAAAUUACCAUGGGGAGUCAUCAUUCUACUUGGUGGAGGUUUUGCAAUUGCCAAAGCCAGUAAAGAUUCGGGAUUAUCUUUAUGGCUGGGUAAUCAACUUUCUACAUUCGACAACUUAGAUAAUUGGGUUCUGAACUUGCUAGUAUGUGUGAUAGUCGCCGGUGCAACCGAAGUUACAAGUAACACUGCCACCGCUACACUUUUGAUGCCUAUAUUGGCAGAACUGGGUAUUGCCACAGAAAUUCAUCCACUUUACCUGAUGAUGUCUGCAACUGUUGCUUGUUCAUUUGCCUUUAUGUUACCUGUUGCUACUCCACCAAACGCCAUUGUGUUCUCUACUGGUUACCUUACAAUACCAGACAUGGCUUUGGCAGGUCUGCCGAUGAAUAUAAUAGCCGUUUUGUGUCUUACAUUUGCUAUCAACACGUGGGGUAAAUCCAUGUACGAUUUGGAUGAAUUUCCGGAAAUUUUCCUCAACCAGACAGCUUCUACUUAACUAUAGUUAAACCAGACAGCUUCUACCUAACUUUGGUUAAAAGGCAGUCAAGAUACUCUGUUUUCGUUUUAUUUGCCUGUGUCUAUCCCCGGGUACUAUUAUAUUAUUGUAAAUGAUUACGGACAGAAAAUGAUGUAAAACGCAAGGCAACACCUCAUUAACAUUACAGAAUAGACCUUCGCUUUCCUACGCCGUGCCGAACUACAUAGGAUAGAACUUGUAAUAAAUUAACACAUAUAAAACCACUCCAUUGUUCAUUUUAUAAAGUUGCUACAUUUAAAAGACAAUUAAAAACACUGUGUAAUAAAAUGUUCUACGUAUAUUUUUUACAUAAAAGUUAACCGAAAUAAACGAGAUUGAAAAAGUGAUAUUACAAUAGCCUUAAAAAUAUAACGUAUCUUUUUUUUUUUAAAAUAGCUUAUUACACUUUGUUUUAAUAACGUAGUAAAUUGUCCUUUCAUCUUCAUUAGAUCUAGAGAUACUAAUAUUUUUAUGAAGUGUUAUCAGUUUUCGGUAAAAGAAAAUUAAUUCUUAUGACUGUAUCCAUCUAAUUCCAUUAUAUAUCAUUAUUUUUUAUAUUAAAAUGUAUCAGUUUGCUACGAAAUCCAUUCAAUGGUCGACAUGACCUAGCUUUGUAACAUUUAUAAAACAAUGCAAUGUUUUUCUCGUAUGACUAGACAAUUGAAUAAAACAUGCGUGUCCUCCUGCUGUUGGCUUAGGCUAUCUUCAAUCUUUAAUGUAUUUUCUGUUGAGAAAUGUUAAAAAAACUUUAACAAAGAAUUAAAAUCAACCAAUUUAGAAACUACAGAUCACCGAUAAAGUGAUUACAAAGAUCUACAUUAAAAAAUCAUAUACUAGCAGAUGUGAGAUUUUAAUUAUCUUAUAUUAAAAACAUUAUUAUCUAGAACAUAUCUAAUAAUGGUAUUUCCUAAAUUAUUUGUAUAUUUAUAUCUUAACACAACUAUUUUUGUUUUGUUUAAAAUGAUAUUGUCCAAGUAUAAGAAUCAAUAUUACAAAAAGAAAACAAGA